Myotis daubentonii (Daubenton's bat) is the source of this 3563-nucleotide messenger RNA. It is a transcript of the gene CCDC15, whose product is annotated as coiled-coil domain containing 15. Lineage: Eukaryota; Metazoa; Chordata; Mammalia; Chiroptera; Vespertilionidae. The record is from RefSeq and is a predicted model, not a curated record. Gene Ontology annotation, cellular component: centrosome.
GCCCCGCCGGAAGUGGCGGUUGACUGGCGGGGGUUCGUUUAGCGUCCCGGGUAGCGUUUGAGUUUGGCGAGUUGCGGGUGCUGUCUCAGCGGUAGCGGGACCCCAAGGCCUCAGAAAGAGGCUUCUCUCUGUCCUGGGACCCCCUCCUCAUUCAGCGUCUUUCCCGUAACCGGAUACGGAUUAUUUGGACUCUCCCUCAGACCCAGCAGGAGUCACAGAUUUCAGCAAGUAUGGCCCCCCGCAAGAAGCGUCGAAACACCUCAAAGUUGCCCCUGGCCUUAAACCCCCAGAAGAGCAAGGACGUGCUGGCAGUGCUGGCGGAGAGGAACCAGCCUGUGGUGCCAGUGGGGGCGUGGGUGGAACCUGCCUCGCCGCACAGUUCGGGAAACACAGCGUAUACUGCAGCAUAUGUAAUUGAGAAAGAACUAAAGGAACAGUUAAGGAAAAAACAAGAAGCUUUGAAGCGUUUUCAGAGACAAGCCAAACACCGAGUAAAUCAACGAAUUAGGCUGAAAAAAAAGCAACAGCUUGAGAAGUUCUAUGAAGAAGCAGAAAAAGAAGACACUGUAGGUAUGCUGCCUUCAGAUCUAGAACACUUAACUUCUAGAAGAGCAAAGGUUUUUCCAAAGACUUGGACUGCUGCUAUUCAAAGUCUUGAAUCAAGUGCUUGGUCACCUUCUUCCCAGAAGCUUGAUGAUGGAAUACAAGACAGAGAGAAUCAGAAUCAAUUAAUACAACACGCCCUGGCUCUUAGGAAAACCAUGAAACAGGCACGUCACCAGCUGGCAUCCUUUAAAACUAUGAGUCAAAAAUAUGCAACAGUGUUUCCACAUGAUACAAGGAAAAGCUGUCCUGCCCAACAGGAACCUGACUCUGAGGAAUCUUCAUCGAUUACGAUAGACAAGAAAGGGAACGAAAAAUUGUUUUGGAAGAACCAACAGGGUUUCUUUUCUGAAGAGAACAAAGCUUUCAGCAGAGUUCAGAAAAUACGAUUCAAAACUCCAUUAUAUGCUGUAAUAGAAGAGGAACAGCUAAAUGAGUUACAGGAUAUUCUGCCAGAAACGCAGGAUUAUCUUUCAGAAACCCAAGAUGAUCUGCUGGAGACCCAGGGUGAUCUAACAGGAGUGCAGAGGGUUGAGCUGGAAGCCCAGAAUAUUGAGCCACAUUCCCAGGCUGUUGAGCUGGCAGGCCAGCCUAUGGAAGGCCAAGUUGUUGAACCCAAAGCCCAGGCCAUUGAACUUAAAGUCCAGGUUGUUAAGCUAGAACCUCAGAGUCUGAUGCUGGAAGCCCAGAGUAUUGAACUAGAAGAUGGAAAUAUGUUGGAAGUCCAUGAUUUUUUAUCCCCAAAUCAGGCUUUUCUACCCAAAGACCAGAACAUUCUACCCAAUGACCAGAAUAUUCUACUCAAAUGUCAGGACCAACAUAUUCUACGCAAAGACCAGCAUGUUUUCCCCAAAGACCAGGAUAUUCAACCCAAAUGUCAGGACCAGGAUUUUAUGCCCAAAUGUCCAGACCAACAUAUUAAACGCAAAGAUCAGCAUGUUUUCUCCAAUGAACAGAAUACUCUAUGCAAAUGUCAGGACCAGGAUUUUCUACCCAGAUAUCAGAAAGUCCGCUUCAAGGAGCCAUAUUCUGUUAUAAAUGAGAGAGGGAGACAUGGCUUUUCUCUGGCAGGUUAUCAGUCUCCUACUCCUAAAGUCCAGGACCAGGUGUGCAUCAGAGAUCAGAAAGUCCACUUCAAGGAGCCAUAUUCUGUUAUAAAUGAGAGAGGGAGACAUGGCUUUUCUCUGGCAGGUUAUCAGUCUCCGACUCCUAAAGUCCAGGACCAGGCGUUCAUCAGAGAUCAGAACAUGUUUUUUGAGCAGCCGUCAUCUUUUCUGAGAGAAGUGAGAGUGAGCGAUGAAUUUCCUCCGGGGUAUCAUCAUUAUGUUAACCCACAAGUCCAGGACCAAACCUCCCCUGGCGAUCAGAGUUUAUACUCCAGGCAGCAGCCAUCUGUCGGGACAGCUGAAAGAUGGCGAGAUUUGCUUCUGGAUGGCCAUCAGCAUCUUCCAGCCAAGCACCGGAGAGAGGCUUCCAGCAGAAGGCAGGUUUAUGAUAAGUAUCAAUCAGGAUGGAACACUGAAUUCCAAACUCCACUAGGACUUCAGUUUGGAGUAAAUCAAGAAGAAGACAAAAAAGAGCGUCAAAAGCGGUACCUGAGAUAUAGGCGACUUUUCAUGGAUAUUGAAAGAGAAAAAGUAAAAGAACAACAAAGGCAAAAAGAAAGCAGGAAGAGAAUUGAAAAAAUUAAGAGAAAGAAAGAGCAGCAACGUUAUGCUGAAGAGCAGAGGAUAUUAAGAAUGAACUUUCAUGAAGAGCCAUAUUCAGGGGAGAAGAUGAGUGAGAUGUUAGCGCAGCUACAGCUCAAGGAAACGAAAGAAGCCAGAGAAAAACAGCAACGAAGAGAAAGGGAAUGUCAAAGGUAUCUAGAAGCUUUAAGGGUCCAGAUCCAAGAGAAAAUGCGGCUGUAUAAUAUUACUUUACCUCCACUCUGCGGCUGUGGUCCUGACUUUUGGGAUGCUCAUCCUAAUACCUGUGCCAACAAUUGUAUUUUCUAUAAAAACCACAGAGCUUAUACCCGGGCACUAUAUUCAGUCAUCAAUUCCUGUGAUAGAGGGAACUUGAUUCUUCGAGCUGCCAUUCAUAAUUUUGCUUCUGCUUACAGACGGACUUUGAAAAAUGUAUGUUCAGAAUCUGAAAUCAACUGUUAGUAUUUCAGCCUUCACUUAAAAUCAAUUCUCUGAGAGAUUGUUCAGGAAAAACUGUUAAAGUAUAUAAUCUGGAAAGGAAGACUGUCCCACGUAACAACAGUCUCUGCAAUUAUAUUGGAACCAUCGUUUCAGUCUCCAUCUUGGGACCACGAUGGAAAGUUGACUUCCACACUUGCCUCUUUGCUGUGAACCAUGUGGAGUUUAUUGUUUUAAAAAUGAUCAGUCAGACCAGUAAGGUUUAUCUUACUUUGCUCUGUUCUGAUCUGAAGAGAUCAUGAAAAAUCUUUGAGAUUACCUUGUUUAUUGUCUUUCUAAAACUGUAUCUUUGAUUCUUAACAAAAUUGGAAAUGUCUGGAAGAAGCCGAAAAGAAAGAUGAUGAAAUGAGUUUCUUCGCAUCAGUGGUCAUCUAGAGUCCUGCUAGCUUUUCUAGUUGUAUAUAACAAUUAGAGAUGAGAAGGAUUUGAAUUUGAUGCACUUUUUUUCUAGAAAUUUCUUUGGGGGUUUUUUGGUGUGUGUGUGUGUGUGUGUGUGUGUGUGUGUGUGUGUGUGUGUGUGUUUUAACUUAUUACCUCUUUCCCCAUUCAGUGAAUUGGUCAUAAACCUUUUUAAUUUUAUAAUUUUCAUUGCCAAAAAAGGGAAAAUAAACCCUCUGUCUUUUGAGCAUCUUCUUUGUGAAAUAAUUGUGUGACAUUUCAAAAGUGCGUCUGAAGUCAAAGUGAGUAAAAUCCUGCCUCAGCUCCCAAUCUUUUAAAAAUUUGCUGGAUGGCAUACCUACAGAACAGAUGAAAUAAAAAUUCCUAUAGCUAGUA